Messenger RNA from Mauremys mutica (yellowpond turtle), 5741 nucleotides. It is a transcript of the gene ETV6, whose product is annotated as ETS variant transcription factor 6. The record is from RefSeq and is a predicted model, not a curated record. The transcript has 8 exons. Gene Ontology annotation, cellular component: nucleus. Gene Ontology annotation, molecular function: sequence-specific DNA binding; DNA-binding transcription factor activity, RNA polymerase II-specific. Bases 407 to 1765 code for a protein of 452 amino acids. Lineage: Eukaryota; Metazoa; Chordata; Testudines; Geoemydidae. Gene Ontology annotation, biological process: cell differentiation; regulation of transcription by RNA polymerase II.
CUCUCAAGAUCAAUGAGCAAAGAGCUUUCUCUCAGUUCUGUCUUUCAGUUUCUCUCUUCCAGGAAGGAAAACAUUCACGGAGAGGGGGAGAGAGCGAGAAAACCAGCCUCACCCUUCAGAUCUCAAAACAUAACACCGGCAAAUUAAAUCAAACAUAUUCACCCCUUCCUUCAAAGGGAAAAAAAGCCAGCAACCAAACAUCACAACAAAACUAUGCGGGCUGCCUCUCCCAGGGGCAGAUCUGCAGGAUCUUUGGGGUUAUUUGGAAAGAUGGUUGGAGUAACUUCUCCUUAAAUGAUUACGUCUGUCUGUGAAGGAUUUCUGGGUUGGGGAGAGGAAAGGAAAGUGGAAAAAAACUGAGAACUUCCUGAUCUCUCUCUCCUUUCCCCCCCCCUUUCUGUGAGACAUGUCUGAGGCUCCUGCUCAGUGUUGCAUCAAGCAGGAAAGAAUUUCCUACACACCUCCAGCGAGCCCAGUAGUGAAUUACCCUUCCUCAUCACCACUACAUGUCCCAGUGCCUCGAGCGAUCAGGAUGGAGGAAGACGCGAUCAGACUGCCGGCACACCUGCGCUUGCAGCCAGUUUACUGGAGCAGGGAUGAUGUGGCCCAGUGGCUCAAGUGGGCAGAGAAGGAGUUUUCUCUGAGGCCGAUUGACAGCAACACUUUUGAGAUGAAUGGCAAAGCACUCCUGCUCCUGACCAAAGAGGACUUUCGAUACAGGUCUCCUCAUUCAGGUGACGUGCUGUAUGAACUCCUUCAGCAUAUCCUGAAGCAAAGGAAAGCUCGCAUGCUAUUUUCACCUUUCUUCCACCCUGGGAACUCUAUCCAUGCUCAGCCAGAGGUCAUAUUACACCAGAACCACGAUGAAGACAACUUUGUCCAGAGACCUUCAAGACCAUCCGCAGAAACAGUCCAUCACAACCCCCCAACCAUUGAACUGUUGCAUCGUUCUAGAUCGCCUAUCACCACCAAUCAUCGGCCGUCACCAGACCCCGAGCAGCGGUCGCUGAAGUCCCCAUUGGACAACACUAUCCGCCGCCUCUCCCCAGCUGAUAGGGUCCCAGGGACAAGGCAUCACCAGGAGAACAACCAUCAAGAGCCCUACCCUCUCUCAGUGUCUCCUAUAGAAAACAACCACUGCCCGCCUCCUCCUGAAGUACUACAGAAGCCUUCCAGCCCCCGCCAAGAGAACACCAGGGUCAUCCAGCUGAUGCCCAGCCCCAUCAUGCACCCUUUGAUACUGAACCCCAGGCACUCUGUAGAAUUCAAACCAUCACGGUUGUCUGAGGAUGGGCUACACAGGGAGGUAAAGCCUAUCAAUUUGUCCCACCGGGAAGAGUUAGCAUACAUGAACCACAUCAUGGUGUCCGUCUCCCCUCCUGAGGAGCAUGCAAUGCCAAUUGGAAGGAUAGCAGACUGCAGGCUGCUUUGGGAUUAUGUCUAUCAGCUGCUUUCUGACAGCCGGUACGAAAACUUCAUCCGAUGGGAGGACAAGGAAUCCAAAAUAUUUCGGAUAGUGGAUCCCAACGGGUUGGCUCGGCUGUGGGGAAACCACAAGAACAGAACAAAUAUGACCUAUGAGAAAAUGUCCAGAGCCCUACGCCACUACUACAAACUAAAUAUCAUCCGGAAGGAGCCAGGACAAAGGCUUUUGUUCAGGUUCAUGAAGACCCCAGAUGAGAUUAUGAGUGGCCGAACAGACCGCCUUGAGCACCUUGAGUCCCAGGAACUGGAUGAACAAAUAUAUCAAGAGGAUGAGUGCUGAAGGAACCAACAUGCACCACCUCAGUGGGUCCAUGGGAGAAAUGUCUGCCUGGGCAUCUGGAGGAGUUUGGGAAGGGGAACAAGAACACAGGAGCAGAAUAUGGGGUCAACACUUACCUAGAAGACCAUGCAGGACCCAAAGCACCUUAGUAAAAAUAAAAACUAGCAGAGGUGGUGGUGGCGGCAGCAAGGUGGAGGAGAGAGAGCCUGGACUCAUGCACUACUUCAUUGUCCCUGCCAAGUCUCCCUUGACUUGUUUUUAUUUUCCUUUUGUUGGUUUUUUUCAUUCUUUCCUAAUAAAUAUGCAGUUUGACUUUUCUUAAUUCAUGUAGGAUGAGACGCCAGGUUUUGCUUUUUCAGAAGCCUUUCCUAUGGAAAUAAAUGGAGCGCUAUUAUUUUCUGUGCAAGUCUCACAACAUAAGUAUGGUGACCGUGGCACAGAAGGGGUCACCCUGCUGGUUCCAUUUACUCAGAUCACAUUUGCUCAUGCUGGCACAAGGAAAGUCUCAAGCUACCAAGAAAAUUUAUCCACACACCCACCUACUAAUUGAAAGGGGGAGGGGGAGAAUAUAUUUUGCUACAAGCUUGGGACCCAGCGUAUGUUGGGCUGGCAAUGGGCUCCUGUUAACUGCUGGCACAUGGACCAAAUCAUCUAAGUGCUCUGAGGAGCCGGGGGGCGGGAAAACAAGAAAAACCUCAGACAGAACACAAUAGACUGAUGCUGGCUUUUGCCCUUUCUCUAGCAAAGAAGAUUUUGAAUAGAAGUGACAAACAAGGUGGACUUUCUGGUUCAAGUCUUCUAUCAAAAAGCAAGGGCUGAAGUAUUUGUGAUUACAAGUAGUUGCAAUUUCCACAGCAGCUAGCAGUUUUUGAGGUAGAGGUGAAGGGCUGCUUUUACAACUUAAGGGGAAGGAAAAAGGAGGAAGAUACAAUUGCUUAUAAUACUCAGAAGCCUCCCCAGGAUCAGCCGGCACUGCUGGAGAGAAAGUGAAAUCAGAAGCAUGAAGAUGUGGUAGACAACCAGAGACCAAAUAGCUAUACUGGUAUCCCGAAACUGGUUAUUUGAUGCCUCCCACUUCCUGCCCCACCCCUCCCAAAGGCAACUCUACCAGCCAGAGAUCACUUCUCAGCUUACCCAUUUUUAGCACUGUUUAUUUUAAAAAAAAUCCACCCCAUUGCAUUCUUGUCCUUUUAAGAUAUUCUUGUUUUGGCAGCCCCAGUUUGGUGUGCAGCCUUUAGGGCAAGAGCAGCUUUGGCUGCUGCCUGCUACUGGUGGAAGAAAGAACCUUGCCUAGAUUGCUGUCAGCAGGAGCAAUGGUCCUUUCAUCCAUAUGGACUUUUAUGUCAGAGACUGGGAAAACUAUUUCCUUUUGUAAUUGUACUUUGGUUGGUCCCCGUAGAGAUGAGAAUUGGUGGUUUCAGGACAAGUGAUGAACCCAUCAGCCAUCUCUUGUUAGUCAAGGAAAAAUCUAGCUGCAAAAUAUGCAUUUGGGAAAGGAGGAGAUCAUGUAAUUUUUCAACAAGGAGAUUGGAGUUUCUCUGCACAGGCAUCAUGGGAUGUCCAAAGGAAAGGAAGCCUGUGUCUGUUCAUUAAUAAAAUCUCUUUUGUAGAUCAUAGGAGUAUGAAAUGGAAGACGUCAAGAGAUCAUUAAAUCUAUCUUACCAAAAAGCCCAGAUACAAAACCUGAUCUUAACCAAAUAUUGAACAGGAAUGUUGCUAUCCAGAAAACUUUCCAUUUGGUUAGGCAUGGUACCCUGUAUAUUUAAGUAACUGUAGUCUAAUUUCACUGCAAGGUGCACUGAGUCACAUAUGGCAGAGGGAAGGGGUUUUUAAUGGGCAUAGAGUGCCACACCCUGGAAUGAGAACAAACCCUUCCCAGUUGGCCUCACAUGAAGAAAGACUGGGAAUACAUCUUCCUUCAAGCUUUAUCCAGCCACAUAACGAACUGUUUUUUUUCCAUGCUCUGAGUGGAUGUGCUUACAGAUUGCAACACACUGUGUAUUUGACUUUUUCCUGCAUCAAAGAACAGCAGCAGCAAAUAUCAGCAAAAGAGAAGAUCACCACCCCCCAUCAGUCCUUGAGGUGGCUCUGAAACCCUUGAGUACAAAAAGGGUCAGUGGGAGAGGUGCUGAGGAAUUCUGGCUCUGUGGCCAUGGACCUGAAACUGAAGGGAGAGGAAGCUGUUUUUGUUUGGUUUUAGCUAAAGAAAGUGACCUUGUUCAAGGAGACAAGUGGCAGUCCCUUCUCAGGAGCGGAGGCUUAGAUGAUGAGGGAAAAUACCCUCUGGCUUUAGCCAUAGCACACAGAGCUGGCAAACAUCUAACCAAGAAAACUCAAGCCAAAAAAAAAAACGGGGAGACUUCAACUGAGAAAUGGAGAGGGAAACAUCAAAAAGGCAUCAGAUUUAAAGGAAGUUCCUUACUCUUCACUUCCUUUCUACCAUCUGAAAAUAGAAAGAAAACAAGAGUUUGCCAUUUGUAUCCCUUGGUACUCUGGCCAGGACCAAUAGGUGAUCAUCAUUCAUUUCCUCUGCUCCAACUACAUGGUUGGAAGGAGGAGGAGAACUCUUGUAUUUAAGGGCUCUAAGCUAUGUUUUUUUGCUGUGUUGGUAUUUGUGUGCUGAGGAGUUUGCCAAUUUGGUCUACACACCCUUGCCAUUUGUGGUGGCAAACAUGGUGAAACGUCAUCAUGGGGAUGGUAAAGGGGUGGAAGGUAAGGAAUCCUGAACUCACACCUAUUUGCCCCAGGGUGAAAUUUCACAGAGAAGUUUUUGCCUUUGACAAUAAUUGGUAACUGACACCUGCAGAAACCAAGAAAUAAUCCAGAUUGCAAAAUAUUUGAGCUAUGUUUCCUUUCUGGUGUUAUGAAUGUUGGGAAUUUUCUUUCACCACAGAACUAUGGCAUGUGACCCCCAUCCCCUUUUAGAGUCCACUUCCUCCAUCACAUCCUUAAUGAAGACGAGCUUUGCCAAGGAAGACCCAUACAGAUGCACCAGUAAGAAUGAACAUAGUCUUUGGAUGCACAGCAGGCCCUUAGCAUAGUGAAUUUUACAGAUAAGUGAGGUUGCCAUCUUUCUGUCAAGAUCUAAAUGGCUUAUGGAGUGGUAGAGCAAGUGCCAAGAGCUGGAGUGUAUGACCGAGCAGCCAGCCAGGCUGAAGGGACUUGCAAUAUCUGAAUUUGAGGUGUCCUUAGUAUCCUGGGGGCCAGUUUGUUAGAAAAAGACUUCCACAGAAACUGUAGGAAAUGGAUUCCCUCCUGUCUUGCAGAGAGAUCCAUUUCUCACCUAUACUGAUAGUUCAGUCAUGUUUUACCUACACUCCAUAGGGCCUCCAUUUUUGGAAGUGUGGUUAUCAAGGAGAAUUUUGCCCCUGAAUACCCAGUGUAGGAUUUGCCAACUGCCACGUAGCCCUACUUUCUGCCCACUCCCUCAGAGGAAACUGGAAAAGGGAGAAAGGUUUUAAGGAACCCCUUAACCACUGGGUGAUGGGCCUUUUCUUGAAAUAGUGUGGCUAGACAGGGCCCUCCCCUGCCAUCAACUUGCUACAAAUCUGUACAAGCCAGAUCCUUCUGCAAACACAAGGGGGACAAUGCUGCUUGGGCAGGACAGAUGGCAGAUCUGUAAGCCAAUAAGGAAGCCUUUUUGCAGUUAAAGUCUCAAACCUUGUGAGGACUACCCAUUGAGAAAACACUAUUAGGGUCACCUGCAUAAACACUAAGUAACCGCAACCACUCGCGAUCUCCGAUAAAUACUGAGCAUGCAUUCUUCAUGAUUUCUCUUUAUAUGACUGCAACCAUGUGCAAAUCCAGAAUGCAUUUUUUUAAAUGAAUUCUAGUCUGUUUUUAUUGAUGGCUUUUUAAAAAAAAAAAAUAAGGUGUGGGGUUAAGGGACUGAAUCAAAUGAAUGUAAAAAAAAAAAAAAGCCUAUUCUCAGGGCCAGUGAGUUGCAAAUAAUUUUUAAAAGUGUCUGUAAUUACAU